AGUUCUCAACUUUGCAGCCAUUGCUGCACUAAACGGGAGUUUUAGUUAAUUAACUUUUUGAUUUCCGAAACUAUCCGCUAUUUGUGUUGGAAGUUUUGUGCUGGAACGAAGCAUCGUCUGGUGGCGUGGGACGGAUUAUUGUGAAACAUUUGAGUUCAACUUCGACGGCGCGCAAGAACCGACGGAGCAUUUAUCACUGAGCUCUGUUGGGAUUUGUAGAAGUGCAUUCCAAAACCUAAUCCAUUCCUGCGGACUGUGAAAUGGAAAACCCUGCUUCCCAUAAGCGGUCCCUCCGUGCAGCUGACUUGGGAGGCAGCGAUAGCGAAACAGAUGGAGCUGUUAAUGCGCAGCCUAGUGGCAGCCAAAACGUAAAGGCAAAAACGAAAGCGCAGUCGCAAUCCAGUGCAUUCGGUAGCAAUACGAAGGAAGACUGCGCAGCGAAGAUUGCCGCGGGACUGUUCUUCACGAGGCCAAAGGAAAAGGCCCGGGCGAGUUUCUGGGAAUUUUUCCACGUUGUCUGCGAUGAAGCAGGGAAGGAGUUGCCGUUUGCCCAGUGCCUGGGAUGUUCGAAAUUAUUCCAACGUGGCGAACACACUGGAACGUCAGGCUUUACGCACCAUUCCUCCAUUUGUCGACCCACUGCAACACCAACCAAAAUCACCGAUUUUUUCAAUGCCAAGCCUCUGCAGAAAAUGUCGGACUCAAAGGAAACCGUCACGAAUGCGCUGAUUCCUGCUUCCGUGUUCAGCGCUCGACGUCCUCUGCAGUCAUCCACAAAGUCUAACCAGUUGAAACCCCAAUCAACACCGUGCAUAUCAUACCGAGAACUGAUCCGAGCGGUGGGGAUUGACCCGGAGACGAAUCCCUCAUCGUGGCGGAAGUCCAUCGAUCAUUCCGCAGAAACGGUUGUCUUCUUCCAAGUGGAUCUGCGCGGCACUCUGCCCCGCAUGAGCAAGAGCGUGCGGGUGUGUCGCGAGCAGCCCUCGGGCGAGGACAAGCAGGGCCGGCUGAUCCCGACGGUGUUCGUGGACGAGACGCAGCUCAGCUCCGAUUACGUUAAAGCGGUGAUCGGACGGCGCUUCCUCUCCGACGAGGACGAUCUCAUGAAACUCCUCGAACACGUGGGAGUGCUGCGACCCGAUGAGGAAGCGAUGGAAGGGCAGGAGAACGACGGAAGGGACGACGACUGGCAGGAAGAUGAAACGGAAAACGUAUCGUAUCUUCCCCAGUCCGAGCCAAAGCGCGCGCGAUUUGCGGGACGAACAGAGUUUGGUCAACGAAUUGCAGCCAGCAGAUCUCACACCGGAACCGGAGACCAUCCGACAGUAUUGGCAUCCACCGGUGGCCAUACAGUUGUUGAUAUGAAUCCAUAUUAUCACGGUUCAGUUGAUAAUUUAUCGACGAACGCUUUGGGAGGAAAUCCAGCCGAUGUAAUGGAUGCAGAUACGGAAAUGAGUGGGGUUGCCGCUGAAGAUGAUAAUCAGAAUUUUCCUUUAUCCGAAUACGCCCAAUACACUGCCGGUUCCUCUGCACACGAAGGUGACGAAGAACAUCCUGAACCUGGGUUGGAAGAUGAUCCCGAUUUCGAAGAGGAAAGAGCGCACGACAUAGAGUUGGACGACGGUGACCUUGCAGCACCCGCGGUGGCGCGAGAGCACGAUUCUCUCUACCAAGGUGCCACAUUCCAUUCCUACAUUGAAUUCAUGUCAGCCUUGCAGCGGUACAAGACCGACACCUCGACCACCCUGACCGUGAAACGCUCCGUCCCGCUGCCGGCUCUGGAUCCCGACAAGGAAGUGUACAAAUUCCGGCGCGUCAUCUACCAUUGCAGUCACCGUGGGGGGUCUACUGGCAAGCGCAAACCGACCACUCCCAAGUUGACGGGAUGCCCGUUCACCCUCACCGUCACGCUGUACAAGCGCGAGCAUAUCAUGCGAAUAUCCCAUAUGAGCAGACAUGGCGAGCACACACAUCCAUUCAGGGAAGCCCCGCACCAACGCCAUAAUAUGUACAAACGCCAGCGGGAUAGUGGUGAGCGAGAAAAAGUCAGAGCGCUGCAAUCCAGCCGUAUGCCAACAAUGGUCAUUCCUCCGUCAAUCAGGAAAGAUACUGGAAGAGGAACAACGUCCGAAGAUGUUUAGCUUCCAGAAUAUAUGGGCGCUGAGCAGAAGUAGCGGAAGUGUUUUGGGCCAUCUGCCGAAAGCAGCCGGCAUUCUGAAGGCCCGGUGCAACAGCAAUCGAGCUUGUUGUAUCGCGAGAAUUUUGCCGUAUGACCUUUAUUGCAAGGGUGUUGUGCGGAAGCGAUCCAGAACCAGUGAAGUUGUCUUCGUAAACCCAAAAAAGGAUAUUGCCUUAUGAACAAUUGUAUAUCAGCGUUUCCUCGUGUUGACGGAGAGUGCAUCUACAAUAAAGACAUUCCACUAAAUUGUGUAUAAACCAGUUUUGUAAUUUUUUACGCACUGUGUUAUGUUCAACCGAACUUCAUGGGACUCUGCGUUGCGCAAAUAACGAACUGUGGUGGUCCAUUUAAACGCCACUCAACUGUGAAUGAAUAAAUAAGUUGUGAAGGAACAUGGUGACGAAUUAUUAAGAUGUACUUCUAAAUUGAAAUAAGCGUUACUGAAGUUGU
Paramacrobiotus metropolitanus is the source of this 2629-nucleotide messenger RNA. RefSeq lists its product as uncharacterized. The coding region runs from base 261 to 2141 and encodes 626 amino acids. Gene Ontology annotation, molecular function: DNA binding. Lineage: Eukaryota; Metazoa; Tardigrada; Eutardigrada; Parachela; Macrobiotidae. The record is from RefSeq and is a predicted model, not a curated record. The transcript has 7 exons.